Messenger RNA from Pestalotiopsis fici W106-1, 456 nucleotides. RefSeq lists its product as uncharacterized. Lineage: Eukaryota; Fungi; Ascomycota; Sordariomycetes; Amphisphaeriales; Sporocadaceae. The coding region runs from base 1 to 456 and encodes 151 amino acids. The record is from RefSeq and is a predicted model, not a curated record. The transcript has a single exon.
AUGUCGGCCCUUACCCAAGCCUUUUCCUACAUCACCGGCUUUUUCACGCCGCCCAUGACGACGGAGACGCCAACUUCGUACUCUCAGACAAUCGCCGGCCAGCCCAAGAAGCCCGUCGAGGCCGGCGAGAGUUACUUUCCUGAAUCCGCCACCCGCAGAUCGUCUCUGUCUUCCACGUCGACUGGCUCUGACGAUUCGUUGCCUGCCCCAAAGCUGCCACGCUCGCAGACUGGUGACAACCCACUCGACGCCAUGAUGCGCCAGUACCCGCGACCUGUCCAGGAAAUUGACGUUGCCAGACAGCUGGCCCUCGCUCCGCCCAAGCAUUCUCUGCACAGCUCCCUCAAGAGAGCUGCUACCGCCGACCGCGCCAUCGUCAUCGAAGAUGCCGAGACCAAGGCCAGAAAGAUGGCGGCAGCAAAGGCCGAGCUGCUGGCCCUCGCUGGAAAGCCCUAA